CACGGCGUCGAGUUACGCAACGCGACGUGAAUCCUCUGGACUUCACCAUCGUUGCGUAGAAAGCGUACAACUCAGGCUCAUCAUAUUUUUGCGCUCUCGUGUUUCGUCAGUGAUGCACUAUCCCGUGCCUCCCCCCACACGAGGCAUGUCUCCUCCACACCAGAGCGCUACUCCUGCCGCUUCCUCGCAUGAAUUUACCACGCCGUCUCUUCCCAGCUGAAAGGAUACCUCUCCGCCGGGUUGGACGCUGUUUGUCCGGCCCAUCGACCGUAGCCGCCCCCGGCAGCUGUGCCCUCUGCUCCCGAAGGCAGUCCCCGUCAUGACCUCCCCUUUCUGCGAUUCUGCCGAUAUCCGCUAAAUGGGCUUGGUGGCUGGGCAGAGGUUUCCACAGCAACUGGCCAUCCGCUUCCAGUAUUUCCCUAAUGAGGACAGCCUUCAGGAUUUAACACGAGUCCUCGCUGCGCGUCUCUGAUUUUUGGGCUGAAUCUCCAGACGCGUCAAAGGUCUGCACAUGGGGGCGGGCAAAAGCAAGCCCAAGGAGCCGGGCCAGCGCUCCAUGAGCCUGGACGGCACCAUCGGCUCAGGCUCAGACGGCGGGCACUUCCACCACCUGGGACCCGCCCAGCAGACCCAGACCCCCAACAGGAGCCCCGCCGUAGGUACAGGCAGGCGGGGGCAGCAUCAAGGGCAGCACCACCUCGCCCCGACAAACACUCCUGAGCUGGCUCUCUUUGGGGGGGUGGACCACACAGGCACCAUCACCUCGCCCCAGAGAGGACCUCUGUCAGGAGGUGUCACUACAUUUGUGGCGCUCUAUGACUAUGAGUCACGGACAGCGUCUGAUCUGACCUUUAGGAAAGGUGACAGGCUGCAGAUUGUCAACAACACGAAAAAGUACAGCUUCAGAGAAGGGGACUGGUGGCUCGCUCGCUCCCUGACGACGGGAGAGAGUGGGUAUAUCCCGAGCAACUAUGUGGCUCCGUCCGACUCCAUCCAAGCAGAAGAGUGGUAUUUUGGGAAGAUCACUCGGCGCGACUCCGAGAGGCUCCUUUUGAACGUGCAGAACAGACGAGGAACCUUCCUGGUGAGGGAGAGCGAGACCACUAAAGGGGCAUAUUGCCUGUCAGUGCUGGAUUAUGACAACACCAAAGGCUUGAAUGUGAAACAUUACAAGAUCAGGAAGCUGGAUAGCGGGGGAUUCUACAUCACCUCGCGCACCCAGUUCAGCAGCCUACAGCAGCUAGUCUUCCACUACCGCAAGCACUCUGAUGGGCUGUGCCACGCUCUGUCAGACGUGUGUCCUGUGGCCAAACCUCAGACGCAGGGACUGGCCAGGGACGCCUGGGAGAUUCCCAGAGAGUCCCUCCGCCUCGACCUCAAACUGGGACAGGGCUGCUUUGGAGAAGUUUGGAUGGGCACAUGGAACGGCACAACACGGGUAGCCAUAAAGACCCUAAAGCCUGCCACCAUGUCUCCAGAGGCCUUUCUUCAGGAAGCUCAGGUCAUGAAGAAGCUGAGGCACGAGAAGCUCGUUCAGCUGUAUGCUGUGGUGUCUGAGGAGCCCAUCUACAUCGUGACAGAAUAUAUGAGCCAAGGCAGCUUGCUGGACUUCCUUAAAGGGGAUGCAGGAAAGAUGCUCCGUCUGCCUCAGCUAGUGGACAUGUCAGCUCAGAUUGCAGCAGGCAUGGCCUACGUUGAGAGGAUGAACUACGUGCACAGAGACCUGCGCGCUGCCAACAUCCUGGUGGGAGAAAGCCUGGUGUGUAAAGUGGCUGACUUCGGCCUGGCGAGACUCAUAGAAGACAACGAGUACACUGCAAGACAGGGAGCUAAGUUUCCAAUCAAGUGGACGGCACCGGAGGCAGCUCUGUACGGACGCUUCACCAUCAAGUCUGACGUCUGGUCCUUUGGUGUACUCCUCACUGAGCUGGCAACUAAAGGCAGAGUCCCCUAUCCAGGUAUGGUGAACCGCGAGGUGCUGGACCAGGUGGAGCGAGGGUACCGGAUGCCCUGCCCGGCAGAGUGCCCCGGCUCUCUGCACGAGCUCAUGCUCUCGUGCUGGAGGAAGGACCCGGAGGAGAGGCCGACGUUUGAGUACCUGCAGGGCUUUCUAGAGGACUACUUCACUUCCACAGAACCCCAGUAUCAGCCUGGGGAGAACUUAUAGAACCUCACACUGAACCCAACACAGAACGAUCUGCACUAACCGACCUCAGAGGAGCACCUGUGGGAGGAUCUGAGCCUGUGAAACUCACCUGGGAGGACCUUGAGGUUCUUCUGCAGAAGACCCACCAUGUGCCAUAAAGAAAUCGCUACAGAAGAACCUGAAGAACCUCCUUUCUGCAAGCACUCCCUGUUUACUGAAGACUUUCCUGUAGAAGUGAGGGUCAAGGCUAUAAAGGAGAACAGACUCUGAUUUGAUUAUUGGUUUUGAAAGGAGGGACUGAUGUGGGAGGAACCUAAUCAGGAUCUACAAACGGAGAGAGGGAGGGAAAAGAAUGUCCAUCCUGUCGAAGAGAGAAAGUCAAGGGAGGAUAUUUCCGACAUAAGCUGUUUAGCGAAAGCUUUCCCUCGUCCGUUGUUUCUUUUACCCUCGCCUGGUACCUUUUCCGCCCACAGGAGUGCACUGCCACUGUGGCUCAGGUGCCUAAGGGAAGUCUGUCUCUCUUAACGUCCUCUAUCUCCCUUCUGGCUCUCUUUCUCUAUUUCCGUCUGACUUUCAGUAUUUCCCUCCAGUGUUCUCAAGUGCUGCUUCUUCAAAGUGUCUCCAAAUAACUCUCUGGAACUCUACUUAGGAUCUUUAUUCAUGUUUACUUGGACAAAAUUAUGUAGUUUAAGCAUUUUCAGCGGCAGACAAGAAAAAAACCUUGAUUUCACUUCAUUGUUUUCUGUGAUAAUAGGCAAGGUUGUUAGAAACCCUGUCAUGGUAGUGCCAGGGUAAAUGUAUUCAACAGGCAGGUUCUGUAACAAUGCAAUUAGGUCAACUGAAGUCAAAUUUGAGGCCUUUCUUUUUCUUUUCUAGCUGUAUUUCUUGAAAUGCUGAACAGAUCGGUUCCAACCUCAACAAUUCAAAAAUGAUUUUGAUGCAGGUAGUGUUUGGAUGCUUUGAUUGACCCGGAUUUAACUGGACAGUUGCAUUGAAAAUGAUCAGCACAGUGACACUAAACAGCAGUUUGAGUAGUAGCUUGUUUCCUCAGAGGCGGGGUAACUGGGGUAACUUUCAUCAAACAUUUAUGUGACCCACUAAGAGGCUGAUGGCUAUCCAAACCAAUCAUAUUACUGUUUAAUAUUCAACCCAGCUCAAGAUGGGAAAACCCUGAGUGUGAAAGCCUACCAUGUUGUGUGCCAAAUAAAUCACAUUUCUUUACUGAUGUCCAUGUAUAUAAUGUUUUAUUAUCAAGGGGCUUACAUGGGGGGUUUUAGUUUAACAGGAAAUUGAUUACUUACAUUUUACAAAAAACUCUGCGCCAUUUCUCUAGUUAACGUCAUUUCAGUGACUAAACUGGAAGGAAAACCUGUUUAGGAUUUUAAAAGGUUUGUAAUCACUUCACAGCUGGUGUGUCCAUGAAAAAUAUGCAACCAGCCGGCCCUAAUGAAACUCUAAAACUUCAAUCAGGUAACCCUAAUAAAACUGUGUUUAUGACUUCCUAUAAGAGUUGAUUUUAAAACCAGUUAGCAUGCUUUUGUGACGUUCUUCUCUUGACCAUUGGCUGGGUUUGUAUUUAUGCUGUACUGUACAUCAACAUGUGUAUUUUUACUUUACUUGAGGCGAGGGGAUCAUAAACAGACAUUUGUGCCAUCAAUCUAUAAUUAUUGUUAUUUUUUUAUAUCUUACCCACUGCUGCCAGUACUCACUGUCAUACUGUACAUACUGUAGCUCUUUAGGGUUGGUUUUGUAUCAUGUAAGCCACUUUCAUAUGGCAGGUAUUUAUGUUGGGUGUCACACAAUUCACAGUGGAUUAGUUUAUGACGUAGUCAAUGCAGCAACAGUAGAAAUAAAGUGAUAGAUUGUUGUCAACAAUUACUAUCUAACUAGUUAUCAAAAUAUGAGCCAGGCAGCAAUAAGAGUAGGUCCAUGCCCUCUAAAAAUAGAAAAUCAUUAUCCGGCGAUUAUGAAUCCUGGCGGCUAAUUUAAUAAAAAAUGUGGGCACUUGCAAACAACAAAAGGGAGCUUGAGUUGUGAUAUGACGUGAAAAAUGAGGACAAAGAUGUAAAUAGUAUCUUAAACAAAUGACUGUGACUAUCAUGUAAUUUUUUUUGUAUUGUUUUUCUUUAAUAGCCGACCAUGUUGAGGUUUUUACAAUGACGCACGCACGCCUGUUCCCAAAAAGUUUAAAUAAGAUGCUAAUGGAGCUUAAGGAAUGUGUUCUUCUUUUAAUAGCCUAUUGAACUUCUGCAAAA
Molecule: messenger RNA, 4401 nt
Organism: Notothenia coriiceps (black rockcod)
Lineage: Eukaryota; Metazoa; Chordata; Actinopteri; Perciformes; Nototheniidae
Product: proto-oncogene tyrosine-protein kinase Src
Exons: 13
Coding region: 512-2167 (551 amino acids)
Biological process (GO): protein phosphorylation
Molecular function (GO): protein binding; protein tyrosine kinase activity; ATP binding
Source: RefSeq, a predicted model, not a curated record